Molecule: messenger RNA, 3858 nt
Organism: Colletotrichum scovillei
Lineage: Eukaryota; Fungi; Ascomycota; Sordariomycetes; Glomerellales; Glomerellaceae
Product: RasGEF domain-containing protein
Exons: 5
Coding region: 1-3858 (1285 amino acids)
Biological process (GO): Ras protein signal transduction; positive regulation of GTPase activity
Cellular component (GO): plasma membrane
Molecular function (GO): guanyl-nucleotide exchange factor activity; protein binding
Source: RefSeq, a predicted model, not a curated record
AUGCUGAUGACACAGACCGCAGUGCCGGCACUAUUCCAGGGUCAGAACAACAACUACAAUUCCCGCAAAAAGCCUUCGCGCGAAAACCUCAAUCACGACGCUACCAACUACUACCCUUCCCAACCGGCGUUGGACCCUUCCAGCGUCGGCCAAGCCUUCUCACCCUAUUCACAGGCCAUUACUUCCUCCUCCAUAAUGAACGGUAUUGCGGGCACUGCCCCGCCCGGUACCAUGUACGUCCGCGCCUUGUACGAUUACGAGGCCGACGACCGCACGAGUCUCAGUUUCCAUGAAGGAGACGUUAUUCAGGUUAUAACACAGCUGGAAAGCGGAUGGUGGGACGGCGUUAUCAACGGUGUACGCGGUUGGUUCCCGAGUAACUACUGUCAAAUCGUUACGAGUCCCGACGAAAUCCCCGAGCAUGACCAGAAUGGCGAUCUUGAUCAUGUUGACGAUGAGGAGGACAGUCAGGAGGUCUACGACGAGCAGCUGGAAGAAGAUGACGAGUCGGAACUGGACGACGCCAGCGGCCUUCCUCUCGAGGGUACGGAUCUCGGCGACAAAUCACGGGCCGACUUUUGGAUCCCGCAAGCAACCCCAGAUGGGCGCCUAUUCUACUACAAUAUGAUGACGGGCGAUCGGAGCAUGGAAUUGCCUUUGGAGUCUCCAGUAUCUACCAAUGAGACGGGACCCCGUAACCGGAUAAACGUCAGCGUCCCUGAGAAGACACGGCCACCACCAGAGAUGAUGGCUAGGGGCCUGACACAGGAUGAGGACGAAGACUCCGAAGCAAACUCCGCAUCCGAGUUGGAGGGAGAGUCUUUGAUGCUCGCAUCUCGUGGAUCUUUGCCUCGUAAUCGUCGGUCUCGUAGCGAAAUGCUCUCGCCCUCGACUUCGAUGGACUCCAUAAACGGUACCGCACCUGUCACCCGGCAGAAGGACGGCGCGUACCUGAACCCGAACUUGGCACCCAGCGCAACCCCAAUGAUUGCAUCAGCAACCUCGUUCACCAGCACUUCUUACAACACGCCGCCAACCAGCACCGUGCCUCGUUCCUUUUUCGACGAUGGCUCAGCGCCGCCGCUGACCUGGACUCGCCUGGUUUCCAACAUGCGCCGAGCCGUUGACCGUUACCGCGAUGCCAUUACGAGUGGCAACCGUUCCGAAUAUGUUGCGCGCGCAGAAGAUAUCUCAGACCACCUGAGACUACUGCUAGCUGCCGGAUCUGGCACGACCGAUAAUCACUCUGGCCAGCCUUCCAUUAUUUCCACGAACAAGGCUCUUUAUCCUCACUUCAGAGAUAUGAUGUCGAAAUUCUCGAAGCUCGUAAUCUCAUCUCACAUUGCUGCUGCUGACUGGCCCAACGCCGAAUCUGUACAGAAGUGUCUCCAAGAAGCCGAUGGAGUGCUACUCGGCGUUUUCAGUUAUGUCGAGAUUGCCCGUCAGCAACGAGGAGAGGAGAUCCCGCGCCUUUUCCCCGGAUUUGUCAUCGGAAGUUCUACUGGCGGCAGCUGGCAGAACAACGGACUGGGCACCCGCGAUCCCAUCACAGCGAAUUUCCUGGAAGACGAAGAGGGUGUGGUCGAGCCCACGGCAAUCCUAGAUGGCAAGCAGCUCGAGAGGCUGGACGAGCUCAAGCGGAUGCUUGUCUUCAGCAUAAGAGAACUGGACAAGAAUUUGGUUGUGGCGGACAAGAUCACUUCACCUUUCAAGCACGAAGUCAUCGGAAACAACGUUUGUUUGGCGGGAGGCAAGGUCUUGGAGACGUUUAAGCCCUGGAUUGCACUCAUCGAGUCUAUCGACCUUUCGUCUCUGGGCAACAGUUUCCAGACGCCCCAGUUGGCAGACUUCGCCGCCAACAAGCAGAGCCUAUACGACAACAUGUCAGACCUGCUGCUAGGUUGCCAGGCCGUGGCCGGGCCCCUGGCCGACGAAUGGGCCGAGGUUCGAGGCGAGGCUCUCGAGAACCGACUGGACUAUGUCCGACAAUGUGCCAAGGCCCUCGAGACGAAUUCCUCGCACAUCGGCUUUUCUCUGCAGCUGUUGUCUGAACAGGUGCAAAUUAACAUGCAGCAACAAGUCGACUCGAGACAGAGGGAAGACGUGAUGCAGCGUGAACAACUCCGCCGAGGAGAGACCACUCCGUACGACAGGCCCCAUCAGCGCACGGAAUCGCGAACGACUCCCGCAGCAUCGCGACCUCCAAUGAUCACCUCACAAUCCUUCACCGAGGGCGAGAGCACUGGCAACUUCCGAGGAGGCGACUACUCAAAGGUUAAGAAAAUUUUGGGUGACGACCCCAACCCUCAGAGCAACAUGCCUCCUGUCGAUGACACGCCGGAGUUCCUCAAGCUGGACCAUGAGCCAGAUCUUGCCUGGGACAAUAAGCUGACACCGCCCAUCGUUAAGGGUGGUACUUUGGAGGCACUCGUGGAGCAACUGACACGACAUGACAAGCUCGACUCGAGCUUCAACAACACGUUCCUGCUUACAUACAGGUCCUUCACGACCGCUCAAGAUCUUUUCAAACUGAUCGUGAAUCGCUUCGGCAUUCAACCACCAGAGGGUCUCUCUCAAUCGGACUUCGAGGCCUGGCGAGACAGGAAACAGAAACUCAUUCGCUUCCGAGUCGUCAACAUUCUGAAGAGUUGGUUCGAUAACUUCUGGAUGGAAGAGCACAACGAGGAAUCAAAGCAGCUCAUCCGAGAUGUUUACACCUUUGCUAGAGAUACCGUCAAGUCUACAGAGACACCAGGCUCUGCGCCACUAAUGGCAGUCCUGGAUCAACGGCUCAGUGGUCAACAAGCUGGAGCUCGUCGGAUGGUACAGACGCUCAACCAAAACACGCCAUCACCUAUUAUGCCUAAGAAUAUGAAAAAGCUCAAGUUCCUGGAUAUCGAUGUCACAGAGUUUGCUCGCCAGCUCAUCAGUGGUCAACAAGCUGGAGCUCGUCGGAUGGUACAGACGCUCAACCAAAACACGCCAUCACCUAUUAUGCCUAAGAAUAUGAAAAAGCUCAAGUUCCUGGAUAUCGAUGUCACAGAGUUUGCUCGCCAGCUCACCAUAAUUGAGUCAAGGCUUUAUGGGAAGAUUAAGCCCACAGAGUGUUUGAACAAGACAUGGCAAAAGAAGGUGGGCGAGGGAGAGCCGGAGCCGGCACCCAACGUCAAGGCUCUCAUUCUGCACUCCAACCAAAUGACCAAUUGGGUGGCGGAGAUGAUCUUGGCGCAGAUGGAUGUGAAGAAGCGUGUGAUUGUGAUCAAGCACUUUGUUUCUGUCGCAGAUAAAUGCCGUAGCCUCAACAACUUUUCCACACUAACCUCAAUCAUCUCAGCUCUCGGAACAGCGCCUAUUGCUCGCUUGAAGAGAACUUGGGAUCAAGUACCACAAAGAACUCAGGGUGUCUUGGAAACCAUGAGAAAGCUCAUGGCCAGCACAAAGAACUUUGGCGAGUACAGAGAGGCUUUGCACGUGGCCAACCCGCCUUGCAUUCCCUUCUUCGGUGUAUACCUUACCGACUUGACAUUCAUUGAGGACGGAAUCCCGUCCAUUAUUAAGAAGACGAAUCUCAUCAACUUUGCCAAGCGGGCAAAGACGGCGGAAGUGAUCCGUGACAUCCAACAGUACCAAGCUGUUGGCUACUCACUGCAGCCUGUCCCAGAGCUGCAAGAUUACAUAAUAAGUAAUAUGCAAGCUGCCGGAGACGUGCAUGAGAUGUACGACAAGAGCUUGCAAGUAGAACCACGCGAGCGCGAAGAUGAAAAGAUCGUAAGCAUGCAAGUGCUUGUUUGGCCCGUAUACGUGCAACAGGUUCUUCUAGGAGUUGCCCGUCCAUCUCCAGACCACCGGUUGGGAUAG